AUGGCGUCCAGCGCACCUGUUGGUCAUCAUGGCGUCCAGCGCAUCUCCGACCAAGCUUCUGCGCGUCUGGAGGCAAGCUCGUCGACAACCCGGUAUAUUUUGGGUCUCUCGGCAAGGGGGGGCACGAAACAGCUUGCCUCGCUCGGUGACUUCUGGCUUCUUUUAUUCGGCUACGACCACGGCGUCGUGUCGCGCGGGCUCGAUGCGUUUCCGCGUGUCGCCGGACGGUCGAAUACCCACGAGUACGCGUGA
Messenger RNA from Cordyceps militaris CM01, 252 nucleotides. RefSeq lists its product as uncharacterized. The record is from RefSeq and is a predicted model, not a curated record. The transcript is spliced from 2 exons. Bases 1 to 252 code for a protein of 83 amino acids. Lineage: Eukaryota; Fungi; Ascomycota; Sordariomycetes; Hypocreales; Cordycipitaceae.